AUGCGCCCAUUUACGAACCUCGUCAACUCUACCCGUGGCAAGAAGGCUGAAAAGGGUAAUCCCGCUGACUAUGGCACCCCCAAGACGGUGACAUACUGGGAUGAAGAGCGCAAUGAGAAACGUCCCGAAUGCGUCAAUUGUCAGGAAAUCCUCCACCGGGGACCACCGUGCCGUUGUAAUUUGUGUGGAGCUGUUAACCUUGAGGUCUUGGGCCAUGACGAAGCCAACCUGGAGAAUACAAAGCCCUCCGGCGGAGGCAGUAGUAGCAGCAACAGCAACAAGGACGACAAGAACAAAAAGAAGAACAAGAACGCCAGCAGCAGUAGCAGUGGCAGCGGCAGCAGUGCCACUAAGGAGCAGGGUCAGCUGAAUGAGGACUGGCAGCAUAUCAUGGUCUAUCGCCCGGGAAAGGAUUUUGUUCACAAAUCUCAGCAGCAGUAA
Pyricularia grisea is the source of this 441-nucleotide messenger RNA. RefSeq lists its product as uncharacterized. Bases 1 to 441 code for a protein of 146 amino acids. Lineage: Eukaryota; Fungi; Ascomycota; Sordariomycetes; Magnaporthales; Pyriculariaceae. The transcript has a single exon. The record is from RefSeq and is a predicted model, not a curated record.